Messenger RNA from Erigeron canadensis, 850 nucleotides. Its product is annotated as mitochondrial inner membrane protease ATP23. The coding region runs from base 61 to 639 and encodes 192 amino acids. NCBI's taxonomy places the organism in Eukaryota, Viridiplantae, Streptophyta, Magnoliopsida, Asterales, Asteraceae. Gene Ontology annotation, biological process: mitochondrial proton-transporting ATP synthase complex assembly; mitochondrial protein processing. Gene Ontology annotation, molecular function: metalloendopeptidase activity. The record is from RefSeq and is a predicted model, not a curated record. The transcript has 5 exons. Gene Ontology annotation, cellular component: extrinsic component of mitochondrial inner membrane.
UGAAACCCGCCCAAUACAUAAAACUUGUCCAAGGGGGAGCACCCACCAAAUCAAUCAAGAAUGGCUGCCGGAUCCGAUGCUUCAUCUGCCGCCGGCGACACCUCUAAUAGGGGCAUGACGGUUGAAGAAUGCGAAAACAUGAUUCAAAGAAGCCUUAGAAGUCCAACAGUGAAGUUUUUGAGAGAGCAUUUGGUAAAAAGUGGGUGCGAUAUUUCUUCCAAUUUUAUAAAGGCUGUUAAUUGCAGUCAGCGAAUGAGUGGUGGUUAUGUUCGUGGUGAAGGGAUAAUGGUAUGCAGUAAUCACUUGACUAUUCAAGACGAGGUAACUCAAGUUGUUAUCCAUGAGUUGAUUCAUGCAUAUGAUGAUUGUCGAGCUGCAAAUUUGGAUUGGACUAAUUGUGCUCAUCAUGCCUGUAGUGAGAUCCGUGCGGGGCAUCUUAGUGGCGACUGUCACUAUAAGAGAGAGCUAUUGCGAGGUUUUGUCAAAUUAAGAGGCCAUGAACAAGACUGUGUGAGAAGAAGAGUAAUGAAGUCAUUGGCAAGCAAUCCUUACUGUUCAGAAGCAGCGGCAAAAGACGCAAUGGAAGCGGUCUGGGACACAUGCUAUAAUGAUACGAAACCGUUUGACAGAGCCCCUUGACAAUGAUAUUCUUGUCAGUGCCAUUAUUUUUGGUUUUUCACAAACUUCAAACUAUGUAAUUUCAAGAAGACCAAGCAUUAUCUUCAGGAUUAACAUAGUAUUAAAUUGAAUACCAUUAGUAUUUAGGGAGAAUUCACUUUGAAACAACUGUUCCCCAUACAUACAUUGUAAUAAUUAAUUUCACAUCAAUUUUCGCGGUGAUAUUCAAGUA